Molecule: messenger RNA, 1816 nt
Organism: Uranotaenia lowii
Lineage: Eukaryota; Metazoa; Arthropoda; Insecta; Diptera; Culicidae
Exons: 1
Source: RefSeq, a predicted model, not a curated record
AAGAAUAAAAAUGAAACUCACAAUUGUUUUUUGUCACUUUGCUUCAAACUUUUUUUCUGAGCGUCCGUUGAUUGUCUCGAACACGUGGUCCUCCGUUGGAAAAAGAUGGCGUCUUUAAUCGAGGAGCACGAUCAACCAAACGACAAAUCGACCUGCAGCUCUGCAACUCGGUCCCGUAAUCAAACUUGUAUUUACUCUCCAAGUCUUCACUCCGACGGUAGAAAAAUCCGGAUUCGUGGGUGAACGCUAUCUGAUGAUGGUCAUUGUCGUAGAUGGAGAUGGCAAAACUUGCAAUUGCGAACCAAUUUGGUGAUGGCCAAUUUUUGCCAAUUAUUGUUGCACACGAGUCUCAGCAAUUGACGACCGAGCAGGAAAAUCACUUCGGGCAAACAAAACUGCACUUUCGCGAUAGCACUCCGACUUGGUAAAACCAAACUUCCACACUGCGGUGUGGAAACGCAUCCGAACGGGUCGAGCGAUUGGAACAGAAUGAUGAAAUUGAAUACUUGGAAUCAAUUGUUCGUCCUUAAUAAUUCCUAUGUACAAAUUUUCACCUCAAUCCGAUGUAUAAUAACGUCAAUAUCACAUUCGCUGCUCAUCGUCCAACGAGUUCGGUUGUGUUUUCGGAAGCUCCAAUAGUUCAUCGAUAGUGCUGAGUGAAAAAGAGUGCUCCUGCUAGUUUCUACUGUCUGCCGAUAAGUAUCUUUUAUUAUCUAUUGUGAUAACGUGAAAACAAAGACCUUUUGAAUUUGGCUUACCUUUUAUUGCUGGAGGCCUAGCUUCCAGCUUAACCAUGGCUGGGAAAGAUCCCAACAUGGAUUUUGAUCAACAAGACCUGACACAUAUGCCGGAAACCCAAAUUGAUCCAUUUUCUUCGAAUGAUCCCUCCUCUCUUUCCCCUCCAGAAAUUAUUCCUGAAUCACCUAACCCUUCUUCGUCUCCUCAAACAUCUGAAAUUCUUCCUACUGCCUCUUCGUCUCAAUCUGGACGUGAUGUUACAUUUUCAUCGUUACCGAUGUCGUCUUCAAUAGAAGUACGUUCAUUUCCGACCAAACGGUCGAAAUGUUACCCUGAAACCGCUAAGGGACCAUUUGAAGUUUUUAUACGUCAAAAAGAUAAGCCUAUCAAUGUUCUCCUCGUUUCCGCGGAGAUUCAUAAACGUUUUCGUACGGUUAAAGAAAUCCGUAAGAUAAGUUUGGGAAAGGUUCGAAUCAUUUUCACUAGUCGAGAAGAAGCGAACGAAGUUGUGAAAAACGAAUUACUUUGUAGCCUUUAUCGUGUAUAUGUUCCGAGUGAGAGAGUAGAAAUUCAUGGUGUGAUUUACCAACCGGAUGUGGAUCUUCGUUAUUUGGUUGAAGAAGGAUUAGGUACGUUUAAGGACCCGAGAGUGCCUAAUGUUUCCGUUUUAGAAUGUCACCAAUUGGUGGAAUCUCAAAUACUAGGAGAUAAAAAAUCUUUUGUUCCAUCAAGUGCCAUACGUGUAACUUUUGUGGGUAAUGUAUUACCAGAUUAUUUCAUGAUUGAUCAUGUGCUUAUUCCGGUUCGAUUAUUUUCCCCAAAACCCAUGCUUUGUGAUAAGUGCAAAAAAUUUGGUCAUACUCAUCAUGUUUGUGCAAACAAGGUAUGUUGUGGUAAAUGUGGUCAAUUUCACAAGGAGAGUGAGUGUUCUGUAAUUGAGGCUGUUUGCAUCCAGUGUAAGGGAACUCAUCCUAAUCUCUCUAAACUAGACUGUCCAGUUUAUCAGCAGCGUGCUUUGCUAGCAAAAAAGAGAGCUUUUCAAAAAUCUAAAUUGAGUUACGCUGAAAUGGUUCGCGCG